AUUCAUUUUGUGUUGACGUAUUUCGAUUCCCGGAUUAUGACGUCACAUGAAGAAGAACUAUCGAGUGAACACUAGAAAGGUGACAGGGUUGCUCAAGCUACUAUUUAUAUUAUUUUUUUGAUUAAAUUAGCAACUUUUUUGUGUAAAAAUACAUUUAUAUUACUUUAAAAAAUUGUGGACUAUUUAUAUUUCUAUUCAAAUUGUUGGACAAACACUAAAGUUACGGAAUAAUGUCUACUCCUGCUCGGAGACGACUUAUGCGAGAUUUUAAAAGACUUCAAGAAGAUCCACCUGCAGGUGUCAGUGGAGCUCCUACUGAUAAUAAUAUUAUGAUAUGGAAUGCUGUUAUAUUUGGCCCUCAUGAUACCCCAUUUGAAGAUGGAACUUUUAAAUUGACGUUAGAGUUUACGGAAGAAUAUCCUAAUAAACCACCAACAGUUAGAUUCGUGUCGAAGAUGUUUCACCCUAAUGUGUAUGCCGAUGGUAGUAUCUGUUUGGAUAUUCUUCAAAAUCGAUGGAGUCCAACUUAUGAUGUAUCUGCUAUAUUAACCUCUAUACAGUCUUUACUUGAUGAGCCAAAUCCAAAUAGUCCUGCAAAUAGUCUAGCUGCUCAGCUUUAUCAAGAAAAUCGUAGGGAAUAUGAGAAGAGGGUCGCCACCAUUGUGGAACAAAGCUGGUUAAAUUUUAGUGAAGGUGAAGAAAAGGAACCCAAAAAAGAUUCUUAGAAAUAACCCAUUUUUUAGCUCUCUCUCCAACCAACCGAGCAAGAUGUCCUGUGGUUCCGCACUUAGUGCUCUUUUGUAUGGGUGUGGCCUUGUGUGCUUUGCAAUGAACUGGUCCGAAACCAUAAACUGUAAUCGACAUUUUAUGCCGUAUGUGACCGCGUUGCAGGUGUCUGCAAGGUCGUGAUUGUGUUUAUUGUAUAUGUAUUUCGUUUGCAAUGUGGAAAAAACAAAAACCAGCUUAUUUUUUUAUAUAUAUAUAUUAAGGUAUGUUGCAGUACCCUUUUAUCCUGAAACUUUUAAAUACUCAUCGUUUUGUAUAUUAUGUUGUAUUUUUCAAUAUUAAGCUUGAUAAAUUAAUUUUAUUUAAAAAAAGAAAGUUCUCUAUGCAAAAAACCAUUGUACAUUUUUGUGUGUGUAAAGAUAAAACUUAUUUGUUCUUUCAUGUGCAUACUUUCUUGGAGAACUGUGUGUAGCGAGUUAUUUUUUUCCCUCAUUGAAUUUUUUUUUUCUUUUUCGAGUUUUACUUCUUAGGUGAAUGUGCUUCUGUUCCGACUGACAAAUUAGUCUAGUGUACAUUUAUAUUCAUAGAAUUAGGUAUCUCAUAAGUUUUGUGGACUAAUAUAACAGGACUGCAAUUUAAUAUCUUGGUGCGCUUAUUUUAGGAACGUAUAUGUGUGAUCAGUUUCCUGCUUAUUUAAAAUUUGAAAGAAUAAAAUGCUUUCUAUAUAUGGAAUGUUAGGUUACAAACAAGCUCAAUCCAUUUCGUUUUGCUUGAAAAUACUUUUUCUAGCUGUCUAAAAAGUUUAUCUCUUUCAAAUUUUUAAUUUUAGAUUAUUUAUCCACGAAAAAUGUUUUUGUUCAGCUAUUCAUUUAUCCGUGCGUUAUGUUUAAAAAAAGGGAAGUGUUCCCCCUAUUUUUUUUAGUGAACAGAGCUUUAUUUCUGAAAAAUAUAGCGAUAAAACCAAUUUUAUUUAAUAUUCCAGUUUUUUCAACCUAUAUCCUAAAUUUGGCAGAUACCAUUUAGGUUUUCUAUUAAAACUAAUGAACCACAACCUUUUUUCUUUAUAUUCAAAAAUGUCUGAUGAGAAAUUUUAAUUGUUGAUCAUAGUUUAAAGUCAACCUCCAUAAAAAAUACUUUAAAAAAAUUCCUCUCCUUUAAAAUACCUGAAAAUGAAUUGAGCUGGUUUGGAAACUCAAAACCUCAUAAUUUUGUUCUUACAUAGGAUUUCAUAAUUCUCGGCACCAAAAUUGAAUUUAGAUUUGAAUUCUAGACAUUGAUUUGCAUUAAAAAAAGUAUCCAUCUUAUGCAACAUUGAAAGCUGUGUUAAUUGUACAAUGAUUAUAAAGUAUAUGUAGAUUAUAUCUCCCUUUUUCAAAGAACUGAAUGUAUAGAAUAACUAUUUCAGUAUUAAUCUAUUUAAUGUAACAUUUUUAUUCCACACUUUAUUUUCACCAAGGUCAACAGCUGAUGCAGGAAGGCUAAUAGUUCCAAUAAUGUGAUUUGCAAUGGACUAAGUCAUUAAAUUGUAUUUAAAAAUUGAAAUUUAUCAGAAUUUAUUUCAAUUAUUCUCCUAAUACUGUGAUUGUAUUAUAUUAUCUCACAUUAAUGUCUAUCAAAUUUAAUGCAGUAAUUUUAAAAAUUGAGAGAUUUUUGAUUGUAUAAUAUGUCCGUUUCAUAAUUUCCAAAUGUCAUAACUGCAUAAAUAAAGCACUUUGUAAAUCAA
Messenger RNA from Parasteatoda tepidariorum (common house spider), 2449 nucleotides. RefSeq names its product ubiquitin conjugating enzyme 6 (gene Ubc6). NCBI's taxonomy places the organism in Eukaryota, Metazoa, Arthropoda, Arachnida, Araneae, Theridiidae. The record is from RefSeq and is a predicted model, not a curated record.